CGGAGAGAUACUUACACUCAUCUGUGCUGAGGCAUAGUCUGUAGCUUUACAACUGGCAGGUUUUUGAAUUCAUGAUCGUGAUUAAGAGGAGUAGUUGUUCUUGUUCUUGGAUUAAAAGUGAAAGUGUACUCGAAAGUUUCAUUGAAGUAGAGGGUUCUUGAUAAUUUUGCAAGGAAGUUCUUGUCUCUCAUUUUUCCCACUGAUUCCACCAUGACACCAGGCAAAAUAUCUUAUCUAAUGAUGCCCUACAACAGCUCCAUCCACCUCUACCGAACUCUUUCUUGUCGUGCUAAAAAUCCUUUCACGUAGAAAAAUUCGUCACUGUGCUAGCAUUCUCUGGUCAACAACAUCCACCCGUCGCUCAACAAAUUCAAGCCCUGUGUGCUCCUGGACGGACCAUCUUGCUGUCUUCUACUCCUUAACCUGUUCCCACUUAAAUUGUGCAUUUCUUACUACAUCGAGAAACAUCAAAAAAAUGUUGCCGACCUUGUUGCAGGAUGUUGACGCCUCACCCGGUCUACGGUCUCGUGGACUGGCGAAGACGGGCGCGAGUAUUAUUGGUGGAUCUUCGACAACCUCACUGUCUUCUCCGGCAACAAAUGAGAUUGAUACAGGAGUAGUUGAAUCGUUAUACCGAAAUCCGAAGUCUUUUUCUGCCUCUCCAUUGAGGAAUGUUGCGAGAGCCAGGAGUCGGCCCCUAUUGGAGGGGACGCAUCAGAACGAGCGGCACUUUGACAGCGCCACUGAGGGUGAGUCUUCGAGAAUGAGCACACCUGCAGGAGGGUUGGGAGGAGAGGUAGGAGGCUUUCCGCACCAACACUUGAAGGAGAAGAGCAGUUCGCAUUCGCCACAGCGCAGCACCACUCAUUCAGCAGCUGCAGGUGGCGAACUUGAUGUCUUCAAACUCCUCAACUUGAACGAAGUGAACGCUCGUGAACAACGGCGUAAACGGACCACCGAUACCGCUUUUUUCAACGAAGCAGCACGCUUGCUACCCAGUGAAUUGAAAAGCAACCGAAAGGGUAUUCGCGCGGCGAAAAUCGUGCCACGGAAUCCUCGCGAACGACUCGGUGCACGAGCUAUUUUGGACAGGUCCAAACUGCUUCUGAAAAACGGCUAUGCAAUCGAAAGAACACCCUUGUCGCCGGACGACGAAGCAAGGGCACAAGUGGCGGAAACGAACUUGUUGGCGAACGACAGGUCAGAACGCGCAAAAAAGAUGCAAGAAGUGGCAAAAGCUAGACAUGAGAAAUACCUCCAAGACCUAGAACAUCAGAACACGCCAAAUAUUAAAGGUGGACCAGAUCAUGAACAACAAGAUCCGGACCUGCUCUACGACCAAUAUGAUCUUCAAUCUCAAAAAACUAAAACCCCUACGACCCCAAGCAGGACUAAGCAGGAUUCCGGUAAUGAGACCUUCGAGUUCGAGAAGUGGCUCGACAACUACUACGAAUCCAAAAAGAAGGCCGCACUCUUGGCUAAGACGGAAGGAGAUGAAGCAUUUUUAGACGAGUCAGGAGAAGAAGACGACCUCCACGCGAGAAAGCAGGAAAAGGACAACGUCUUGAAGUCUUCGUCUAGAGCGCAAAGCCGUGCAUCUUCUUCGAGGAACAAGAGUCGAAGAUCACCGAAGCAACGCGCCACAUCGACAUCAGCAGUUCUAUUAAGGGUAGUUUUUUAAAGGUGCUUUUCUUACCCCUGCUUUUUAUGCCUCUCCUAAGGGAGAAAGGCAUAACAAGCGGGGUAAGCGAGCACCGAUAACCUCCCUCUAAUUCUAGGUGGAAGUCCACCUACAACUACUGGCAGUCGAGGCGUGCUCAGUCCGACGACGACUACCGCAACAUUGCAAGGUCCUCUAGGAAACAACAAGAGCAAGAUAGUUUCAACCGCAAGUGCAUCGACUGCCGCACCUACAACUAGCUCCUAUGCACCGACGUCUAGUAUAGCACCAACGGCUUCAUUGAGGAUUACAGAAGACGAUCAUGAUGACGAUAUCCCUUUGCGAGGUAGUCGUAGCAUGAUGACAUCUUCGAUGGGUACUUCUACAACGACUGGUGGAGCAACGUCUUCUUCUAGGAGACCUCAACGGCCAAGUAGUCAAGCACACGAUCACGAUGAGGAUGACCUCGUUUGUCCACCAGUAGAGGAUGAUGAAGACACUUCCGACGUGGAGUCCUACGAUAGUGAAGUCGACUUAGAACUCCUCAAUCAGUUGUUGGGAGGUUACGAGACUGAAGAUGACGGCCAGUGCGGCUUUGACCAGUACUCGCCAGAGGAAAAGAUCAACUUCUUGCAGAACUCCACUGACGAAGAACUCGCGUCGCAUGGCAUCUUCAAGUUUCGAAUUGCCACAGCUGGCGCUAAAAGGGCGACGGAAAUGAGGCCAUUAGAGACGAUUCAAGAGCAGUACGACGAAAGAGAAACUGAGGGUAGAAAGCGCAUUUUGAGAACCGACGGGUCUCACGCGAGGUCUGUCUUGGACACCUACAUGGACGAAAGCGAGGACGAGGACAGCGACGAGGAGGAAAAGAAAAAGAACAAGCCAAAAGUUACGAAGUUUGAAGCUCGUAGUUCAGCGGAGAAGCAGAAAACGUACAUUCAGCAAGUCCACUCUCGGUCUGAAGCGGGUGUGGCAAAUGGUCCCUUCCAGCUGCCGCAGGAUAUGGGACCGUUGUCGCGGUACGGAAACAUCGCGUCUCCAGAUGAUUUCCUCAUUAUGGAAGACGUCAGCGGAGUAGCGAAGUUGUGGUUCCAACCCGCUGAGCCUGGUGGUGACCAAAAGCCUUACCGAACACCUUCCACGAUCGUAACGAAAGACUCCCUCUUCCCAAGUCCACAGUUUUCGCACAGGCCUGGCAUGCUGGAAGCGGGCUCGGGUGAUAGAGGAAGUGGCCAGGGAUACCAUCUUGCCAUGGAAGGGGGAGAGGAGGUCAUCUUGAUGGAAAUUCCUGAACCAGAGAAGCUCAAUUUGGCAAUUCCUAGGUCAGUACGAGAUCCGGAUCGAUUCCCGGAAGAGGUAGAUACCAGCAAGUCUCCAAGACGUCAGAUCUUAGGAGCGCGUAUGCUGCAAGACCGAAAACAACUAGAAAACGACUUGAAAGCAUCGAUCAUCAUGCGGAAGGGAGCGGUAAUAUUAUAUGAGAAACGAUGAAAAUUAGAAGAAGAAGAAAUAACUUUUAUCAUUAUCACAAUUAUUCCUGAAGUUGUCCGACGACAUCAAGAACAAAAACCUACCUGUGGUCAAGAUGAUCAGAAGAAGAUGCUUUUAUUUUUCGAUUUUUGUUAUUCGACGUCCCGAAUUUCACGAUCUUCAUCAACAACAACUCCUUCAUCUCCACCUCUGUGACACGACCAGGCCGACGAUAAACAGCUUUCUUGUUUAUCUUUGUUCACCUCCCUUGUUGUUGUGCCCGUACGUUAUUUUUUACUUUUACGACUUACAUCACAAGCUACCAAUCUCCAUUAUCAACAACUCUUUCCUAACACCAGGUCGACGCCAUUUCGAAGCUUUUCGCGUCCGAUCAGAAAGCAACCCGUGCCUGUGGUCCGUUUUGUUAUCCGAAGUUUUCCGAGUACAAGCCCAACCAUGGCCAAGGUCUUCCCGUGGUCGAAAUGAUGCCUGUUUUUGAGGACCGACGCAACCGCUUUUACCAAGUCAAGCGCCAAGUGAGGCCGCCACGCGUCAACCUGAUCCGCUCGGCCCAACAGAAGAUGAUCGACAAGGUUCUGUUGAAGCAAAAGAAGCUUGCCGAUCAGGGCAAAGGUUUAAAGGGCAAAUUAGGCGGAAAGUUGCAGGCACUGAUUCGCAAAGAAGGUGGUGUGAUGGCGCAAAUCAAGGAGUCGAUUCGCGUCAAGGAUCACAAAAACUUGCACGUCAAAGAACCCUACCAUUUGCUUGGGUCUUUGAAGAAGCAUGCAGAAAGCUACAAGAAGUUCGGUCUGGAUUGGUCCUAUGGUAUGCUGAACGACCUGACGAGCACGCCAGGUCUAGGCGACUUCCUGUGGGACGUAGACUGGCUGGACAGUGACCAAUCUGCGCGAGUCUUUAAAUUAUGGACCAUGGAGCAGGUGUUGUAACUAGUUGAACGAGAACAAGAAGUCCCUAUCGACGUCCCUUUACCAAAUAAAAGCUAGGAAGAUUCUUUUCCUUUUUAGUGGAGAACUAGGAAGAUUCUUUUCCUUUUUAGUGGAGAACUAGGAAGGUUCUUCUCCUUGUUUUUAGUGGAAGAACUAGGAAGAUUCUUCUCCUUUUUAGUGGAAGAACUACAAGAUGAAAGAUACUGGCGCCUGCUCCUUCCCCGAGCCGCUAGCUUAGAAGAUAACAGAAGUGCUAGAAAGUGAAUCCGCAAAGAUAACAAUGCGUACUAUGAUCUAACUAAGUAUGCAUUUUGUAGAUUUAGAUAGUUGUACCUCGUCACUUCUCCUCCUCCUCUUUUUCCCCUCUAACCCGCGCCACACUUGGUGCCGAAAACCGGAGAUUAGCUCAGAACAAGGACCUACUGCUCAACAUGUUUACGCAAGUGCCAGAGGGUGUGAUUGACGAGAUGACGAAGAAAAAACGGGAGAUGAUGGGUAAGGAAACCAACGUUGAGAACGAAUUACUGCAGGCAGACGUAGAGAAAGUGAGGCAAGGCAUGCUCAAAUCACAAGGUGUGGAUCCGAGAAAGGUAGAAUACCUUUAAUACCUACUAUCCUUCCUUUACCUACUCUCCUUCCUUUACCUUCUCUAUCGUCCUUUACCUACUAUCCUUCCUUUUUCUUGUUUUCCUAGUUAGUUUGGCUCCACCCAUAUUAUUUUAAUACCCACUUACUUUCUUGUUCGUGACUCAUGAAUGAAGACUUCUUGGUCACCAUCCUCCCUUGUUGUAUCUAUUUGUGAUUGAAGCAUUUUCUCACCACGAACUGCAUAGCAAGAACUACUACAUCAUAUUAAUUGAAAACUUCUACUUUUCUACAGGCCACCGAAUCGAAAAUCAUGGAGAACCACAUGCACCACGAGUUGGAGUUGCGGGAGAUGCCCUUGCGGCAUACGGACAACUAUAUCUGUGCAGUGCGCGAUAUGUCCAUGGCCUACGAAAUCCGCGACGCCUAUCCUCCUGGAAACAGUUUGGUUACGAGGAACUUGGGACACGAUUUGACACGGUUGUACUGUGUGAUGUGCAACAAGAUCAUCAUCAAGCUUGGCAUGCGGACGGCCUAUUACUACUGCAAACAUUGCGCAGAUGAAGGGUCGAAACCUUACUGUUUGUGCACGACUUGCAACGAUCAGUUCAGAAUGUCCUUGAUGGCGUAUAAGUUGCUGGAAGACACUGCGGAAGCGGAGAAGGACAGAACUGCAGCAGCGCUGAUGAACGCUGCCUCACUGGAGGAGCCUGAAGACGAGGUGACGGAAUUCUUAAGAAAGAGCACGGAAGCUUUGUUUAUGAAGUAGGAACAAUAAAUAUAAAUAGCUUCGUGUUUCGGUUUCCAUGUGUUCUUGUACUUAAAAUCGUUGGACGAGGGAUGAAUCUACUGUAAUGGUGCAAACGUCUCCAUAUUAAAAAGGAUCUCCUUCAGGGCAUCCUCCAUUCAUAUUGAUGUAUCUAUCAUGUUGGUAUUUUUAGCGGCACAACUGAGAGAAGAGCACUGUGCCUGUGGGAAGUAAAUUUGAUGAAGAUAUAUACCUCGAAACUGUAACUUAAUGACAAGAUAUUUCAAUUAACGAUUAGCACGCGAUCUUUUCUUAGACUAUUUGAACAUCAUUUGCAAAAUAUCAAAAAACUUAAUGUUGACUAUUGACGAUUUAACACAAUUGAUGAUACGCAUGAUGAUGAUACGAACAAGAAAUCAUUGGACAACUUUGAAAAAUGAACACGGCGAGAAUAAUUUGAAAAUGAACAGCGACAGAGAAUCUCUGAGAUGAAGGUGAACCAAAUUGCUGAGAUAAA
Molecule: messenger RNA, 5927 nt
Organism: Amoebophrya sp. A25
Lineage: Eukaryota; Dinophyceae; Syndiniales; Amoebophryaceae
Source: the annotation of a GenBank genome assembly